Capsicum annuum is the source of this 717-nucleotide messenger RNA. RefSeq lists its product as uncharacterized. The coding region runs from base 1 to 717 and encodes 238 amino acids. Lineage: Eukaryota; Viridiplantae; Streptophyta; Magnoliopsida; Solanales; Solanaceae. The transcript is spliced from 2 exons. The record is from RefSeq and is a predicted model, not a curated record.
AUGACUAUAGAACAACGUAAGAAAGAGGAAGAACAUGAUCAAGACAUGGCAUACUUGAAGACGCAGAUGGAUUUGUUGACCAAGCACUUAUUAUCUGCAAAGACUGAAAAAGUAAAAGCUGUUACAUCCCAAGGACGUCCUGUGGGCAAGCCUAUAGUUGAUAUAGUAGUAGAUGAUAUUAAGGAAGUAGAGAUUGUUCAUUUGGUAGAGUCUGAGAAAUCGGAUGAGGUUAUUGAUAAUGCACCAUCCAAUAGUCAUCAGGUUGAUGAGUUGGAGAAAAAUAAGGGAAAGAAGGCUAAACUGGUGGUUACCAGUCUUCCAAAACUACCUCCUCCAUUUCCCCAUCAGUUGAAGAAGAAGGCUGACAACACUAAGUUCGGUAAAUUCAUGGCUAUGCUUAAGCAAUUGAUGAUUAAUCUGCCAUUGGCGGAGGCAUUGGAGCAAAUACCCAGGAAUGUAAAGUUCAUGAAAGAUCUCAUCAUGACAAAGCGGUCAGUUAGUUUUGAGCUAAUGGACAAUCUCCAUUAUUGUGGUGCUAUUUUCACAAGGUCUCUGGUGCAGAAAAAGGCAGAUCUGGGAGCAUUUACUAUCCCAUGCACUAUUAAACCUCUUGACUUUGCAAAAGCCUUAUGUGAUCUAGGAGAGAGUAUUAAUCUGAUGCCGCUAGCUGUUUAUAAGAAGUUAGGUUUGGGAGACCUCACACCUACCAACAUGUGA